Molecule: messenger RNA, 3679 nt
Organism: Brassicogethes aeneus
Lineage: Eukaryota; Metazoa; Arthropoda; Insecta; Coleoptera; Nitidulidae
Source: the annotation of a GenBank genome assembly
UUUUCCAUUCAAAUAAAGUCGUUUUUGUUGUACUUUUGACAGCUGAAGGAAACGUCAAGUGAUGGAUUUUGAUCUGAGUAAAGAAAAUAUACAGCCCCUUCGGGGGGGACGUAAUCCUACACAGCUCGGUAUAGCACUGCAGGCUCAAACCAAUCCUGAACUACAGCUUGAGCUAGAAAAACAAAAAGAAGAAUUUGAGAGCGCUAUACGGAAUUACAACGGAGAGGAUCCCUUAGAUAAUUAUUACCACUACAUUUCCUGGGUAGAACAAAGCUAUCCAAAACAUGGGCACGAAGGAAAUUUAGUUGCACUGUUAGAACAUUGUUUAGCAAAAUUUGAGAAUGAUGUUAGAUACUCUGAUGAUAGGCGGUUUUGUAAACUAUGGAUCAAAUAUAUUGACUUGCAACAAAAUCCACUAGAGCUUUACCAUAUGAUGCAUGCACAAAACUUGUGUCGGGGGUGUGCUGAUCUAUACAGAGCCUGGGCAUACUACCAUGAAGCAGCUCAAGACUUCCAGGGUGCAAACAAUGUGCUGGAGCUGGGAAAAAGGGCUCUGGCUCAGCCAUAUGAGGAACUGGAAGCUGCCUAUCAAAACCUCUUGACAGCUGUUGGACAAUAUAACCUUCACGGACCGGAUGCGGCACGUCGCGGGCUGAUCGAGAAACGACAGGCGCUCACCUCACUCGUAACCUACAGGCCGGGCAGGGUGGGGAGCGUGCGCGUGCCCACCGGCGCCGGGGCGGGCGUCCUGCCGUCCGGCGGCCCGGCGCAAAAGCCGAGGCCGAACGCCGGCGUCCAGGUUUACGAGGAGCAGCGCGACGGAGCUUACGGAGGACCUGAGGCCGCGCCUCAAAGCAUACUGAGCGUCGCCAGGAGGCAGGACGCCCCCAAAGAAAACACCAUGAAGCCGGGCCCGUGGAACACGGCGAGCGCCAGGAAGAAGGUUGCCGUGCACAGAAACACCUUGGGAUUUACAGUACAUGAAGACGGCUCCGACAGCCCGGAACCGGUGGACUUCCACAGGACCGUUCCGCGCGAAUGCCUCGAAGACUAUUCGAACUGGAAGCCGAACAUCCACUUUCCGGAGCCGUUCGAUGCGCGAAUGAUCCCGAUUUACCCGAAGGAUCGCGUCUACAUCGACCCGAACACCGAGUACAGCAUCGACGAGCUGCGCGCGCACCGCUACCGCAAGAAAACCACCAAGAGCACGAGCUUCUCCAACACGUCGCUGAUGGAGCACUCGCUGCUGCAGCAGAAGUUGGAACAGCAAACGCUGCCCAAGAACACGAUGGAGCACUCCCAUCUCUUCCCCAGUUUCGAUAGGUCCACCACUUACAACCCGCUGCUGCUGAAUCAGCCGGAGUGCACGCUGCCCGCCAACGUGACCAACGCGACGCAGCAGAGCGUGCACGCCGCGCUGCUGGAGAGCGUGAGGGUCGAGACGCCCGAUCAGAUGCCGCCCGAUCAGAUGCCGCCCUCGCCCGAGCCGGUCCCGAACGCGAGCAUCUGGCGCACGCAGGUGGACGCGUCGCCGGCGCCGCCCGUCAGCUUCGGCGCCGGGUUCUGGGACUCCGGCGCGGAAGACUCUCCCGUCUGCGUGACCAAGUCCAGGAAGGUCAAGGUGGACAUCUACGAGCAGAGCAUCGAGGAGAUGCCCACGCAUUUUAUACAGCCGAAAGGAAGUGCUAUGAAAACUCCCUUCAAAACUCUCUCGGCUGAUGAGUUGGCAGAAACUGGGUCCCGAGGAGGUAUGGAUAUUGCAGAGACUGCACAUUCUGAUGACAGUGCACACCCUAUGGCAGCUCAAAGUUGCACCCUGAGUAAAGUACCGCCCCGUCCCCCGAUCAACAUUUUCAACGACGACAGCUCUUCGUCGUACGAAGAGAUCAAGUUCAAGCUUCCCGUGCAAGAUCUGAACAACACGUGCACCACGCAGACCUUCAACCUGAACUGCAUGCACGUGAGCACGCCCGACAACAAGCGGCAACACGGCGCGACCUCGGCCGACGAGAACCAGGCCGAAAACACGCGAAAGCAGCUGUUUGCGGCUGAGCCGCCGCUCCAGCUGCACAACGCGCAACCGAAGAGUCUGAGCGUCAUCAUGGAGGAGUCCAACGGGUAUCGUUCUUCAAGCCUCAGCGGAGGCUCUUCAGGUGCUUCGAAACUAAGUAAUCAAACAAAACAAAACGCUAUGGCCACCGUAGAAGAGCACUCACAAAGCAGUAAUUAUGCACAAAAUUCGAUGGUAAAUGCAGCUUUACGUAGGAGCUUACUAGGCAUAAUGGACUUUGACACAUCAAACUACAUGCAGGUCACAGUUCAGGAGCCACCUCCUCCAAUGUUCGAGACAAUGAACAGGACCAUCCCUAAACCGGCAAACGUGAAACCUUUGCAUCACACGCCUCAAAACCCGUUCGAUAGUAACGUGAUUAACGAGUUGCUCGAUAGGGUGCGCUUCCCAGGUCCCCACACAGAGGGCUUCUAUCAGCUCUCUUUCAUACCUUCCAAGUUGUGUUGCAAGAAAGACCCCAUCUAUAUAGGAAAUGACGAGUAUAUUAUUGAAAAACAGUUAGGCAAAGGAACAUAUGGUACUGUUUAUAAGGCGUUUGAUAAUAGAAGACGCCAGAAUGUAGCUUUAAAAUACCAAAAGGUACCCAACAAAUGGGAAUACCAUAUUUGUAGAGAAAUACAAGCAAGAUUAACCAACGAUGAUAUUAGAUCGCACUUUAUGGACGUGUCUUUGGGAUAUUUCAACAAUCAGUAUUCUAUUUUGAUAUCGGAAUACAUGCCGUGGGGAUCCCUAUUGGAUAUGACCAACUUGGUGAAACAAAAAACCGGAAAAUCCUUGAAAGAAUGCCUCUGCUACCACUUCACGAACAAAAUGCUUCGCCUAGUUAAAACCUUGCACGAGAUCCAAAUCAUCCACGCCGACAUUAAACCCGACAACUUCCUGGUGAUGCUGAAAGCCGACGGCACCGUAGACUUGCAGCUGAUAGACUUCGGGUGCAGCAUCGACAUGUCGCUGUUCCCGCCGCACGCCAGCUUCACCCACAGAAUCACCACGGACGCUUUUAUUUGCUGCGAGAUGCGCGACGGCCGGCCUUGGAACUACCACACGGACCUGUUCUGCGUGGCCGCGUCUGCGCACGUCCUGAUCUUCGAGAAGUACAUCUGCUUGCAGAAGAUCGGCAGCGAGUGGUCCGUCAACUGUCGCUGGCAGCGGUACCAUAACAAGGAGCUGUGGAAGAAUUUGUUCGACAAACUGCUUAAUCAAAAUAACGGACCGGCCGACGUGGAACCGCUUCAGAUUUCGCUCGAGGAGGCUAUUGAUGGCAGCAGUAGCUUCCAAGCGGACGUGCGGUAUCUGAUUAAUUUAUUAAAGGACCGAUAGCAUUUUAACAAACUCGUUUUGCGCUCGUCUAGAUUGAGAGCCAAUUAACUGUAUUAGAUGUUAAUUAUAAAAACUUAUAAUUAUUAUUUUAACGUAUUUUUACUUCAUAGGCAAUUUAGAUUAAGUUUUUAUAAAUCUCCUUUUGGCUGUUUUCUUCUUAUUGUUGAUCUUUUACUUGAUAUUGUAAACAUUAACAAUAUUUAAUUAAUAAUUAUAAUUUUCAUAAUUAUUAUUGCUGUACUCUCUAGUAUUUCGAAAAUUAAUAAAGGAUUUUAAUUUAUUUUUUCC